CCAGGUCCUACCUCUCGUAAGGGAUUGGCGGAGGCGCGGGCCAUGUGACCGAGGCCGGAAACUGUAGAGGGCCGUGCGUGGGGAAGCAUUUUGACAAUAACAAACCCGGGUCAGAGCAGGAGGCGGAAACAUGGCCGAGGCGGUGAGGCCCCCGCGUCGGACCAAGGCCAAGGCCAGCCGGGGGAAAACCAAGGAAAAGAAGAAACAUAGUGAAGCUUUUGAAAAAGAAGAAUUUGAUGAGGUAGACCUUCCUGAAACUUGUAGAGAGCAGAAAAUACCUUCCUCAGCAAGGGAAGUACUAGCAGUGUGUCCUGAAACAUUUACUGAGGUUCAGUUGCAGGAUAUUGGUGAUUUACAAACCGGGGAGGAAAUGUUUGAUGUCUCACUCGCUUCUUUAACUUUAGACAUUGAAGGAUCCCAAACACCUAAUCUAGAGACUGUAAUAGAAGGGGAAGAGGUCAAGGAACAUCAACUCAGUGAAGAAACCAAGCCAAAGUACAGCCCUGAGGAAGAUGUGAGCACCAAAGCAGAAGACUCUGAGGGGGUUAGACAAAGAGCUGAUAAUACUUUAACACAGUGUGGAUUGUCACAAACCACAUUCCAAUCUAGUCCUUAUAGUCAGCAGGUAGCAGAACAUUUACAGGACAAAGGAACUGAGAAUAGACAAGAUUAUAGACAAUCUGUUGGUCUUUCUUCAGAGGUGCUACAUAAUGUGAACUUACAGAGUAGUUAUGAAGCCAAAGAAGUCUUUCAGCCAACUAGAUUGAAAAAACUUUAUCCUGAAUUACCGGCUGAAUUUUCUGGAGAAAGACCAGCUUUAAUGGCAGUAAAACCACUCUUACGGAAUGAACGACUAUACCCCGAAAUCCCUUCUGAAUCAGAAAUGGUACCAUUUACUAAGGAACAACUGAAAAUUUUUGAGCCUUGUUCCUGGUUAGAAAAUGUUGAAUCAUACUUAGAAGAAUUUGACAGUAUGGCUCAUCAGGACCAUCAUGAAUUUUAUGAGUUGCUUUUGAAUUAUUCACGAUGCAGGAAACAGCUGUUACUGGCUGAGGCUGAACUGCUUACCUUAACAUCUGAUUGUCAAAAUAUCAAAAGCCGAUUAUGGCAAUUUAAGGAAGAGCAAAUGACUGUACAGGGUAUUUGUGCAGACCAGGUGAAAGUUACAGGGUAUCAUCGUUACCAGACAGUGGAGAUGAAUGAGAGUGCCCUGGGAGAGCUAAAGAAGGCAUUUGAAGCAAAAUCUGAGCAUUUACAUCAGACUCUGGCUCUGCAUUCUUAUACAUCAGUGCUCUCCCGCUUACAAGUAGAGUCUUAUAUUUUUGCUUUGCUCAGUAGUCCAGCUGUUGUGAGGUCUUUGUCUGUUCAUCAGCAAAGUCAAGUUUCUAAACAGGCAGAAAGUCUUCCCUCUGAUUUGUGUCACCUGAAGGAGUGUAUUAGUGUUUUAUUUAUGUUCACCCGAAGAGUUAUAGAAGAUACACAGUUCUACAAUGAUGUUCUUCUUUGGCUGCAGAAACUGGUAUCAGUGUUACAGAGAGCUGGCUGCCCUGGUGAUCAUCUGUUCCUUUUAAACCAUAUUCUUCGAUGUCCAGCUGGUGUUAGUAAAUGGGCUGUUCCUUUCAUUCAGAUCAAAGUGUUGAAUAAUUCAUCAGGGGUAUUUCACUUUAUGCAGUCCCUUGCCUUGCUUAUGUCUCCUGUCAAAAAUCGAGCUGAGUUUAUGUGCCACAUGAAGCCAAAUGAAUGGAAACCUUCCUCCUCUGAGCCUGAGUCAGGGAACUGGACAUUAGUAGAUGAAGGAGGAGAAGAGGAUGAAGAUCCUGAGACGAGUUGGAUCCUUCUUAGUGAAGAUGACUUGAUUGCUAUUUUGUCACAGUUCCCAUUUCAUGAACUUUUUAAACACUUCCUUGGAUUUAAAGGGAAAGAUGAUUAUUUACCUGAAACAACAAGACCUCAAGAAAUGAUGAAAAUUUUUGCCUUUGCCAACUCAUUAGUAGAACUUCUGGCGGUAGGAUUAGAAACCUUCAAUAGAGCUCGCUACAGGCAAUUUGUGAAACGAAUUGGUUUUAUGAUUAGAAUGACACUUUGUUAUGUGAGUGACCACUGGGCCCAAUUUGUGAGUCAUAACCAAGGCUGUGGAUUAGGUAUGCAGCCCUAUUCAGUGGAGAAGCUCCAAGUUGAAUUUGAUGAGCUGUUUCUUAGGACUGUCCUGCAUGUUCUGAAAGCUAAAAGGUUGGGCAUUUGGCUAUUUAUGUCAGAAAUGCCCUUUGGAACAUUAUCAGUCCAGAUGCUUUGGAAACUAUUUUACCUCAUGCAUCAAGCAGAGAAUGAAAACUUGGAGAAGCUCUGUUCUAUAGUCCAGUCUAAUGAGUGCAAGCAUCAGCUUCAAGACCCGGCGCAUCUGGUGAGCUUUGAGAGUUAUAUUUCUACCAUGAAUAGCUCAGAAGUAAUUUGCCUUCUUACUACUUUUGCUCAAAUGGCUCAAGCAAGAAAGACCAAUGUGGAUAAAGACUUCAUAAAAGUUAUUGUGCUGAAGAUUUAUGAGGUAUCUUAUGUUAGCCUUUCUACCAGAGAGACCUUUUCAAAAGUUGGUCGAGAGCUUUUAGGAGCUAUUACUUCUGUUCAUCCUGCAAUCAUUUCUGUCCUUUUGGGUAGCGUUAAAGAGACUAUUGACCAAGUUGGGAUGGUAUCCCUAUACUUGUUUAAAGAGCUGCCUUUGUAUCUGUGGCAACCAUCUACCUCUGAAAUAGCUGUUAUUCGGGAUUGGUUACUGAAUUACAAUUUGUCUGACGUGAAGAAUAAAUUGGCCUGUGUUAUUCUGGAAGGAGUGAACUGGGGAUUUGGUGAACAGGAUACACUUCAUCUGGAUCAAACUGUUCAUUCUGAAGUAGCAUUAAUGAUUCUUGAAGCUUAUCAGAGGUACCUUGCUCAGAAGCCAUAUGCUGGGUUAUUUUCUGAAAGCAUAAAACAGGUUUCCUAUUUGGCCAGUAUUGUGCGUUAUGGAGAGACACCUGAGAGCUCAUUUAACCAGUGGGCUUGGAACUUGAUUUUGAGGUUAAAACUUCACAAAAAUGAUUAUGGAAUGCAGCAGAACUGUCCGACAGUUCCUUUCUCCAGCACAGUGCCGGAUUUGAAUGAAUCCCCUACAUUUCAUCCUUUGCUGAAGGCUGUGAAAGCUGGCAUGCCCAUUGGCUGCUAUCUAGCCUUAUCUAUGACAACUGUGGGUCACAGCAUCGAGAAAUUUUGUGCAGAAGGUAUUCCAUUGUUGGGAAUUCUGGUCCAGUCUAGGCAUCUGCGAACAGUGGUUCAUGUUCUGGAUAAGAUUUUGCCCAUGUUUUACCCUUGCCAGUACUAUCUUUUGAAGAAUGAAUUGUUUUUAUCAUACCUCCAACUAUUUUUGCACUUGGAUAGUGGUAUUCCUCAAGGAAUGACCCAACAUGUUACUCACAAAGUAGCUCAGCACUUGACAGGAACGAACUAUGGAGAAAAUGUGAAGCUUCUCAGCAGCAUGAUCCAGACUCACAUUUCUGUAAGCACUAAUCCCAAUGAAGUGGGGCCUGUUGCUGUUUUAGAAUUCUGGGUCCAGGCCCUCAUAAGCCAACAGUUUUGGUACCGAGAACAGCCCAUUCUUUUCUUGAUGGAUCAUUUAUGCAAGGCAGCUUUUCAGUAUAUGCAAGAGGAUUGUGUACAGAAACUACUUUACCAACAGCACAAGAAUGCUUUAGGUUAUCACUGUGACCGGAGCCUGCUCUCUUCCUUGGUGAGCUGGAUAGUAGCUGGCAAUGUAACCCCAUCUUUCAUUGAGGGAGCUGCUGCUCCCACUCAGGUUUGGUUUGCAUGGAUUGUACUGAACAUGGAGUCUAUUUUUGAAGAAGAUUCUCAACUUCGUAGAGUUGUUGAAGGGGAACUAGUCAUUAAUUCCACCUUCACUCCUGAGCAGGCUCUCAAGAAAGCCCAGGCACAGUUGAAACUGCCUAUUGUACCAUCACUUCAGAGACUGCUGAUUUAUCGUUGGGCUCAUCAGGCUUUGGUUACGCCUUCUGAUCAUCCUCUUUUGCCACUUAUUUGGCAGAAAUUUUUUCUGCUUUAUCUUCAUCGACCAGGGCCUCAGUAUGGAUUGCCUGUAGAUGGUUGUAUUGGAAGACGAUUUUUUCAAAGCCCAGCCCACAUUAAUCUAUUGAAAGAAAUGAAGAAACGUCUGCUUGAAGUGGCCGAUUUCCAUCAUGCUGCUAGUAAAGCUCUGCGCAUUCCAGCAGAUGGCAGUGAAGGGCCAGGUGACUACAGUGCCAGUCCCGCAAGGUAUUUGACUUCCCCGGAGCUGCACACCGAGCUUGUGAGGCUCUUCAAUGUAUUUAUACUGUGGUUAGAAGAUGAGAACUUUCAGAAAGGAGACACCUAUAUUCCUUCUCUACCAAAGCAAUAUGAUACACACAGGCUAGCAAAGAUUAUGCAGAAUCAACAGGAUUUGUGGAUGGAAUAUUUGAACAUGGAACGUAUCCAUUAUGAAUUUCGGGAAGCUCUCAAUCUUUGGAUUCAAGUAAAACUUGAAACUCAUUCUGCACCCAGUAAUUUGUCAGUACAGGUGGAUUUUACUGAUCCUUUGUCAGCUAAAGAGAGGAUCUUGAGCAACUUGAAGAAGCAUGAAAGUCCUCAUCCUCCCCUUGUUCUGCAUGCCCUGAAAGCUCCAGUACCUGUCAUUUCCUCAACUAGUUUUCUAAAUCAGAAGGAAACUAUGCAGCUUAUAUGCCCAGACCUGAAUCUCUUGCAACAGCAUGCUAAAACUGCAACCCUUUGGGAGUCACAGCAAGUUGCUCUGGACAGUGAGCUAUUGGAUGCAAUUCCCAAACAGUAUGUUAACCGAGAAGAGCAGAUUACACUGCAUUUGGAGUGUCGGGGCAGUAGUGGUCGGAAAUGCCAGGGAGCAGCUGUUGUCACAGUUCAGUUUGAAGGUAAGCAUAAGAACGAAGCUAUUAGUCAACAGCUUCAUGUUUUACGUAAAGAAGUGAAGCAGUUACAAGCAGAAGCCUCCAAGCCGCCAUCACAGAAUAUUGUGGAAGCAGCUGUGCAUGCUGAGAACUUGAUUACGGCCUUAGUGAAUGCCUAUAAGUUGCAGCCUACACCUGGUAUUCAGAAAGUUGGUAUUGGCCUCUUCUUUACAGUUGUGGAGUAUGUGUGUGAUGAGACACAACGUCACCCUCCUACAAGACAAUUCUUUACCUCCUGCAUUGAGAUCUUAGGACAAGUGUUUAUCAGUGAUACUAAAUCGGAAUGUAAACGUCUGCUCCAGACAAUUUUGAAGAAUAGAAGACUUUGUACUCUACUCUCUCCUUAUUUUACUCCAAUUGCUGCACCUGAAGAGUUCAUAAACUUGUAUGAAAAAGUGGUGAAGUUUUUAAGUGAAGACAAUAGUGAUAUGAUUUUCAUGCUGCUAACUAAGUUCGAUCUUAAGCAAUGGUUAAACUCCACUAAACCUCCUCUGUCUGAUCGUACCAGGCUUCUGGAGUCCAUUCAUUUGGCACUUACUGCCUGGGGCCUUGAACCAGAUGAAGACAUUUUGAUGUCAUUCAAUAUUUUCUGUAAACACUGGACUUAUCUCCUUCUGUACCAGUUCCCUGACCAGUACAGUGACAUUCUAAGGCUGCUCAUGCAGAGCUCAGCUGAGCAGCUACUGAGUCCUGAAUGUUGGAAGGCAACUCUGAAAGCUCUGGGUUGCUUCUCAUCUGAGAACAAAGAAGGGGACUGUCCACUCCCAUUAACUGAGAACCCUGUAUUUCCAAGUUCUCCAAAUAUUCUCUUGUCAGAUGAACAGGUAAUGGAGACAAUACAGUGGCUUUCAAAUUUUUUCUAUAAGUUACGGUUAUCCAAGUUGGACUUUAAAAGUUUUGGAUUAUUUUCAAAGUGGACUCCUUAUGUGGCUGAUGUGAGGACAUUAUUGAAGUACCUUGUGAAACGACUGAUUGCCUCUGAAAUGACUUGCUUGGGGCAAGACCCUUUAACUAACAGUAGAGCAGUGUUGAAAUCUCUGCAUUCACUAAUUGUUCAGCUCUUCAAGCCAUGGAUUCUGGUUUUAGAAGACAAUACAAGCAAUCAACGUUUCUAUCCAUGGCUGGAAAGUGACACUUCCAUGGCCUCAAGUGUUGUACAUUUGUUCACUGAAUGUAUUGAGAUUUUACAUGAAAGUUUUAAAGAUAAACUCUUGCCUGGUGAUGAAGGAACACUUCGACUACACUUGAUGCAUUAUUGUGAAACAUGCACAGCACCCAAAAUGCCAGAAUUUAUUCUUUUUGCAUUCCAUAAUGAAUACCAAAAGCUUCCAUGGAGGGACAUGCACCCAGACCAACUGCUAAUGGAGGCAUUCUUCAAAGUGGAAAGAGGAAGUCCUAAAAGCUGUUUCUUAUUCAUGGGUUCUAUUUUGUGUGAAGUAAACUGGGUUAGUGUACUGGCUGAUGCCUGGAAUCCCAAUCCCUAUCCAGAAACACGAAGCAUGAUUGUCUGCCUGCUCUUCAUGAUUAUCUUACUGGCAAAGGAAGAUCAACUUGUAGACCAAGCAGAUUCCCCAUUGCUCAAUCUCCUUGGACAGGCAAGCUCUCUUUCCUGGCAUCUUGUAGAUAUUGUGUCAUACCAAAGUGUCAUUGGGUACUUUAGCAGCCAUUAUCCUCCAUCUAUCAUCCUAGCAAAAGCUUCUUCAGCUGAAUUAAUAGUAAAACUCUUGAAAGCAUCUGCAGGUUUCCAUAUUCCUACUGAUGGACAAAUACAUCUUGAUGCAGUGCCUAAAUGCCUAGCUUUCAUUCAUCAAGUGGUACAGUUUCUCAGCUCUCUGGAACAAAAUGGAAAAAUUACCUUUGCAGUUCUAGAACAGGAAAUGUCUAAGCUUUUGGAUGACAUUGUCGUCUUUAAUCCACCAGAUAUGGAUAAUCAGACUCGCCAUAUGGCCCUCAGCAGACUCUUUGUUGAAGUUUUAACAAUGAUGAAUAAUGCUAGUGUCCCAACAGCCGAGUUCCUUCGGGGUAGUGUCCGGAACUGGAUUGACCAGAAAGUGCAUGGGCUAAUGGUGCUUCCCCUUUUGACAGCAGCAUGCCAGAGCCUGGCUUCUGUCCGACAUAUGGCUGAGAUUACAGAGGCCUGUAUCACUGCCUAUUUCCAAGAUGAUUCCCUCAACUAUCAUUUGGGAUGGGGUCCUAUCCUGGUAUCUCUUCAAGUUCCUGAACUCACCAUAGAUGACUUUAUUCAGGAGUGCCUAUCUCUUGGAAGUUAUUUGACACUAUAUGUCUAUAUGCUGCAAUGUUUAAAUAGUGAGCAAACAUUAAGAAAUGAAAUGAAAAUGUUGCUCACCUUAGGAAAGUGGCUGGAACAAGUUUAUCCCAGCUCUGUGAGAGAUGAGGCAAAGCUCUUUCUGUGGUGGCACCAAGCGCUGCAGUUGGCCCUGAUCCAGGCCGAACAGGAUGAUGCUGUGCUGAUUGGAUCUGUCAUCCGGACUCUUCUUGGAAUCCAAAACAGACAGAGCCAAACAGCCGAGGAAAGGCUGAGCUCAGGGAUCCUGGGUGCCAUUGGAUUAGGCAGGAAGUCUCCCUUGUCUAACAGGUUCCGUGUGGUUGCAAGAAGUAUGGCUGCCUUCCUUUUAGUUCAAGUUCCUGCAGAAGAUCAAAUUCGUUUGAAGUCUGGUUCUGAAUUACAUUUCUCUCCAAAAGCUCAGCAAGCACUGAAUACUCUUGAAUCCAUGUCUUCAAGCAAGCAGUAUGUAGAGUAUCAGGAACAGAUCUCCCAAGCAUCCCAGUUUAUAAAGCAUCCUGGCCAUUGUCUUCAGGAUGGGAAAAGUUUCCUGGCUCUUCUUAUUAACUCUCUGUACCCAGAAGUGCAUUAUUUGGACAUUAUUCGAUAGCAACACUGAGGUCCAUGGAAAACUCUGAUUAUUUCUGUUUACAUUUGAUGUUGUUAUUGCACAAAGUAACUUUGACUGUCUAGGUCCCCUGUAACACUGAGUACAUACAGCCAGUGAGGAGGAUGGUUGGAAGGAAUAUGGGCACUGGUUAUUUCUACCAGGUAUUUUGGGUGCAAGAAGUGUGUGUGUGUGUGUGUGUGUGUGUGUGUGUGUGUGUGUGUGUAUGUGCACAUGUGUUUUCUUAGCUAUUACAAUAACAUUAUGUUGAAGCACCAAGGACUUAUUUAGUUUUUAUUCCUGUAAAAAUGAAAAAUUUUAUAAGUUUCAACAUGAUACAAAGCCAGUGAGUCUUACAAAAUGACACAAUAAGGGUCACAGAUCAUAGGACAAUUUUUUUCUUUUUCAUUUUUCUCCUUGCCCUUAAAAAAAAAAUAAACUACUGAAGUUCCCAUGUUAGAACUACAUCCAGUUGGAGUCACAUGAAAAAGCUACACUUUGAAUCUCAUUUGGACUCUUCAAAAAUAUAGCCACAGUUAGUCUGAAAAUUAGAAAUUGUUUAUAUUUUCAAAAGUAAAGUCUACUUUGUGAUUCUACAAUCCUUUGGAAAAUUUGUUCUUUCCCUUAGAUGAGAGAAGCCAAGAUGUUAUUAAAUAACUACAUUUAUUCUGGCUUCCUUUAUUAUUUAUUAUUAGUUACAAAUCCAUUACUAUGUAACACCACAGGCCCAAUCCCCCUUAUUUCUCUACAAAGUUGUCUUCAGUUCUUGGUGACCAGGCUUUUCUGAUGAGUUCUCUGGACCCCUUCUCACAUCAGCACGUUCCCAGACAUUUAUUCCAAGGCUUCCUGGCUGUCCAUAGUACCUGCAAGGGUUAGUGUGCUAUGCUGGCCCAACUUUCAAGAAUCCAGGGGCCACUUCUAUGGGAAACAACUGAGGAUAAUUGGUGUAGUGUGUGUUUGUCCUGGCAAGCUCCUUAUUUCCACACACCACAUCCCUGAAUCAGCUCAGCAAUAAAAAUGGAACAUCUGGAAGUCGAAUAUGCUUUAGGAGUCAAUCCUUGUCUAAAACAAUGGUUAUCAUGUCCUGGCUGUUGAUGAGAAGCAAGAGAUAGUUGAUUGUAAUGUUCCUGAAAAAUAUGUAAGAUUCACCAUUUGAGGAUUCUGUUCAUUCAUAAAACAAGUCAAAAGGAGAAAAGAAUGAGGAUAUCUUUCUGUUCUCCUCUUUAGCUCUUUAUUUGAAUUCCAAUAGAGGUUAGAAAACCAUUCAAAAUUCUUAAGAAUUUAGUUAAGGCUUACUGGCCCAGGAAGAUUGAUAUUCCUGAAUUCUGGAUUUGCUGAAUAAGGCACCUUAUUUUCCCUCAAAGUACAUUCAGUUUUUAAAUAUCUAUUACCACAGUCUGGCUGUAAUAAAUCCACAUUCUGUGUCAUUUUUUCAGCAUAUUUUUGCUGCAUAUUUCUUUCUCUAGAAAUUAGCCAAUUAGUUUCUAUUAUCAUAGCACUGCCUGCCUGAAAUAAAUUUUGUCUGUUUAAGUUGCAUAAUGCCCUAUGUGUUUACCUGUAGCUUGGGAACAUGUUGUUUCCUUCUUUUUCCAUAGUCACACAGAGCUUUUAGUGAGCAUUCCCUGCUCAGAUAAUCAUUUGAAUAUUUGUUCUUAUAUCUGGCUAUGCAGAACAAUUCUUAUGUUGAACUUCAUGAAUUAAGUAAAAGAAAUUUAUCCCAGAGAAACAUUCUCUAAAAGUCUUCCAUCUAUGCUUAUUCAGCAAAUUGACCAUUUCCUAGUUUUUCCUGGCUUGAUUUUUUCCUCAGUCUUUUGAGUUUAUUAUUUCUCCAGUGCCCAUUUCUUUUUGUCUUCCUUAUAUUGUACAUGAUCAAAAUCUUAGAAUUCUUAGUUUUUUAACCUGGGCGUUUUGGCAUUGUUUUCUUUACUACUGUAAAGCACAGUGCCUUGCUCAUGGGAUGCACUUAAUAAAUUUUCUUGAAUGCAUUUGACUGGAAAACCAACCCUACUGGCCUGAUUUUAGCAUUUCUAUAUGGUUUCUUGGAGGAAAAGAUGAACCAUAGUAGAUGAAAAUAUCAAAUGGCAGUGUAUAUACUUUAAGGAAAAUUAUGUUCAAUCUGUUAACUUUUGGAACUUUAUAAUAUUUAUAAUGAACUUGGUUUGUAAAGAUUUUAAGAAAUAAAGAACAUUAUUGGUUGCAUCUGCAAAGGAAUAAGAGGUUUGUGGGGAGAUUACCUUGUGAAAAUAUAUUGAUUAUGAAAAAAUGUGUUAAUUGUGAAACUGAAUGUAGACUUGUUGCCUGGAGUCUUCUCAUUGAUUUUGCACUGUAAUUUGAAUAGCAGAGAUGUUUGUUAAAUAGGCCUCCAGAAUUAUUAAUGUUUAGUGUUUAACUUUCUAGGUGAUGUUAGGAUUCCAGUAAGGUUUAGCUUCCUGCAUGGACUGAAUAAAUGGGUGACAGUGGGAAUUCGAGGCCAAAGUUGUGUGGUAAGCUACUAAAGUGACCUGGGGCCAGAGAAAUAACCUUAAAGAAACAGUGCUGUUUAUGUACAGUUGCAACUUCCUGGAAAAAAAUACUGACAGAUUGACUAAUUUUACUUACACUCAAGGGCCAGGAAUAUUGCACUCUUUCCUUUGAGAAUGAGCAUUUUCCUUUCUUGAGCAAUUUUUUUGAAAAUGUGAACUUAGGAGAAUGGGACCUGAAAACAUAAAUUUUUACCUGGUCUAACCACAAGCCAUGGGACAAUGCCUGGUGACAUCCAUUUUGGGAGGGUGCACUAGUCAUAGGCUUUUAGUCACAUUCAUACUUGGAGAAAGCAGUUGGUCCACAAUAUCCCCUUCAGAUAAAAAGGAGGGUGAUGAGGACCUUAGGCUUUUAAUUUUAAUGCAUAUUUCUGCCUACCCUCAGUCUUGGAUUAACAAUAAAUGAGGCUGUCUAAGAAGUUAUAACUUUAUCUUUCAUGUUUAUUAUACUUAGUCUCUUAUAGAGACAAGGUGUCAUCCUAGUAAAAAGUCCAUGAGAAGAAAAUAGUAACAAUCAGGUUUGUUUUGAGAGUAUGACAAUAUUUGGAGCCACUGCAAGGUCUUCAUUACCUACAAGUGCCCACUUAUUAUUCAGUUCUGGAAGGUAGUCUACCAUUUUUUUGAUUACUGUGUUUCUUCACUAACUUAAUUUUAUAUUUUUUCUUCACAUCACAUAAUAUCAGCUCUGUUAUAUGUGUGAAAAAUAAUGCAGACUUGGUGAUACAUACCUAUAAUCCUUGCUAUCAGGGAGACAGAGGUUGAUGGAUCACUUGAGCUCAGGAGUUCUUAACUGCAGCAAAACUACAGCCUAUUGGGUAUCCAUACUAAGUCCAAUACCAAUAUUGUAACCCCCAGAGAGCUAGGGCCACCAGGUUACCUAAGUAGGGCAAUCUUCCCCAGAUCAAGCAUGGAGCAGGUAAAAUUUUCCUUGCCCAAUAGAAGUGGGAUUGGCUUGAUUGACCACUGCGUAUCCAGUCUGAAUAAGGAGAGACCUAGUCUUAAAAAAAAAAAAAAAAAAAAAAAAAAAAAAAAAAAAAAA
Messenger RNA from Sarcophilus harrisii (Tasmanian devil), 11431 nucleotides. RefSeq names its product ectopic P-granules autophagy protein 5 homolog (gene EPG5). Gene Ontology annotation, biological process: autophagosome maturation. Bases 131 to 7876 code for a protein of 2581 amino acids. The record is from RefSeq and is a predicted model, not a curated record. Gene Ontology annotation, cellular component: cytoplasm. Lineage: Eukaryota; Metazoa; Chordata; Mammalia; Dasyuromorphia; Dasyuridae. The transcript has 44 exons.